GGAUGCUUCGUGAUGAAGAAUAACAGAUAGCAGGAACAUUCUCGGGUUUUACACGACAAAAUGCUGGAGUCACACAUUUCUGUGUUGCAGAGUGGCAGCGAGCAGGAAGCAUGCAACAUUCUAAAUGAUUUUACAACACGGAAUGCCCAGGUCUUCAGUUUCCCCAGUUUGACACCAGAUUCCAAAACGAAAGUUGUAGAUGCUUUAGUUCAUAGGCUGAAUUCCCCAGACUCCUCUAGAUGCCAUGUAUUAUGUCUCAAAACUCUACGGAUGUUCAGUCGAGAGAAGGACAAACUUGUCAAUAUGGUGUCUGAAAUUACCAUUGCCACCAUAAUGAAAAUGACGGGACUGAAUCAUUAUGCUGUUGAGGAGGGAGAUCUCAUUGAAAUUCAGAAUGGGGACCCAGAGGUGAUGCUUGAAGCCUUGAAAUGCCUCUGCAACCUGGUAUUUAACAGUCAGUUGGCUCAAAGAAUUUGCAGUAAAAAUGGUUGUGUAGAGGGCAUUAUCCAAAGACUAAAAACCUAUAAAGACCCAACUCUACCACAUGAAAUAAAGUUCUUUGACAUGAGACUCCUCUCCUUGUUGACAGCAUUAUGUGAAGAAACCAGACCUAAGGUUCGUUACGAGCUGCAUGGUUUUACCUAUCUGAUGGAGGUGGUGGAUUUAUCAGUUAAUGAAGCGGAUGAGCAUGGACUAAAGGAUCAGGAUGUGGACUUGUGCUGUGAAAUUCUGAAGAUCCUGUUCAAUCUGUCUCUAGUCAGAAGUAAUAUGGAUGAAGAGGAAGAGGCACAUUUCAUGAGGUUGGUCUGUGUUCUGAAAGAAUUGCUGUUAUGUAAAACAAAAUCAAAGGACAGAAUGGAGGAACUACAAAGCAUGACAGUUAACUUGCUGACUAAUGUACCAUUGGAUUGCUAUGAGGAAUUAUUAACUCCCUUGAAUGAGGAUGAUGAAGAUAUUGGAUUAGAAAAUAAAGAGGCAGAGUAUGAUGGGAAAAAUAUGGAAGCUAUAUUAGUACUUCUGGAGUUUUUAAAUCGCAGACUUGAUAAGCCUUCAAAAGCCAUGAAGGACAGUUUGGCCCCAAUUCUUUGCAGUCUCUGUCAAAUGUGCAAAGCAAAUCGGAUGAUAAGAAAGUUUUGUCGUUUAAAGGUAUUACCCCCUAUGAAGGAAGAUGUGAGAAGAUUGCCUGAAGAAGGGAAAACAUUAAGAAAUAAAUUGUGUAAACUUCUUACAUCUUCCUCAGACGUAAAGGACAUGGUUGCAGAAUUUUUAUUUAUAUUAUGUAAAGAGAGCGUGGCUAGAAUGGUUAAAUACACAGGAUAUGGCAAUGCUGCUGGUUUGCUGGCAAACCGGGGGAUGUUGAUGGGGGGACGGCAUUGUGAGGGGGACUACAGCAGCGGGUCAGAGGAGUCGGACACUGAGGAGUACGCCAAACUAAGGGAUCAAAUAAAUCCAAUCACUGGGAGGUGGGAGGAAGCCAAAAUGAAUCCUACAGAUGAGAUGUCAGACGAUCAAAAAGAAUAUGAGGCCAUGCGUCUGGUGAAUGAUUUGGACAAAUUACAAAGACAAGGGGUCAUUCAGCCAUGUCGUGUGGGGGAGGACGGAAAACCUCAACCUGUGGAACACAUCUUACAACUGACAGAAAACAUCAAACUGAAAGAUGAGGAUAAAGACUGAUCCAUUAGGCGCAGAUCCAGAAUUUCUCAAACACAGAACUGUUUAUCAUCCACUGGUGGAUCAGAUCAUGUUGUAACAAGUUCUAAGAAGUUUUGUCCAUAUAAGGAUUACACUCUAACUCAAUCUAUUUAUUCAUAUUUAUUUUGAUAUAUCUGUGUUAUCAACUUAUACAAAAACAUGUACCUACAUGUAUGUGUAUACGAACUAGUGCUGUAUUGUACAUAGACACAGUUAUGUAUUCCAAAGUCAGGUUUUAACAGCUUGUAGUUAUAAAUGUGUUUGUUGAAUUUAUGUUGUUUCAUUCUUGAUAUUUAAAUCUCAAGAUUAUAACUUAAAAUUUUUUAUUAUUUUUUCUCAAAAGAACACCUAUAAAAAAAAUUAUGGUUCUUCUUUUUUAAGUGAAGUUUUUAUAUAUAUGUAUACAUGUAAUCUUGUUUAAACUAUGUGCAUGCAUCUUUAGAAUUGGGACUAAAUUUGCUGUAUAUUUUUGUAUUCCAAAUGCUUGAAAAUUUCUUUUAAGCUUUGUGCUCAUAUGAGUGUAAAUCAUCAACAUAAAUUCUAAAUUGUUGCACAAUUGAUAAAGUGAUUGAGACAAACCUUUGGAGGUUUACAAAAGUAUUUCAAGUAUAUGUAUAUGCUUGAUGACUUUGGGGGAGAAGGAAAGUACAUGUAGUUACUGCUCUACUACUUCUUGUAUUUGAAAAAAAAUUGUGAUCUGGAAAUAAAUAGUUCUUGUAAAUACUGAUAGUUGGUGUUUCCUAUGGUAUUAUCAUUAUUUUAAUAUCUUUCAAUUUUUGAAGAUUAAAAAAAAAAAAAUCAAAUGAAUCUCAUUUUUGACAAAUAGCAGGUAUAUGUGCUAGUAUAUACAACAGGUAAAAAAACAACAAAAAACACCCAAAUCAACUUUAAUAAAAUUUCAGCUACUUAAUACACUGUUUUAAAAUUCUUAGUUAUAUUAUUCAGAUUGACUCAGUUUGGUUUAGUUAUAUGUGUGAUAUAACCAGAGGAUUAUGAAAUAUUGAUCGGACUAUGAGUCUACAUGAUCUUUAAUGAAAUGUACAUGAACAUUGCAUAUAUAAACUUUUAAAUGUAUUUUGUUAUACAUUAUGUAGAGGAAUGUUUUAAUUGGGGUUUUAUUUAAGCUCUUUCUAGAUCAUUCAUGUUAAACUGUUUUUAAAAAAAUUAUUUUUAGAUUGUGCUGACAAAAAGACAAUUCAAUCAUAAAUUACAUACCGGUACUGCCUUUAAUUUCUGCUGCAAUUGCUUAAUUAACAAUUUUUGUAUCAAUCCAGAAUUUGAGAUAUAAAAAUAUGUACAUGUACAUGGGUUUGCAUUAAUUUAUUUAAAAAUUUGGCACAUCUUUAAAUAUUUAUUAAAAGGUAUAUAUACCAGCAAAGCUCUACUUGAUUAAGAAGACAAGAUUGUACAUGUAUUUACUGGUAUGCUAUGGUACAUUAUUAAAUACAUGUACCCUGAUAGUGCAUUUUCAUUGUUUAUGUUGAUCAAACAUAUCCAUCUUGUGUAAUUCAGCUACAAUAGUCUGUAUUUGUUGUUUCUGUGCUACUGAUCAAUAUUAGACUUAGUUCCCUCAUUAAAAGUGCAAUACAUGUAUUUUGUUCAUAAGUUUCCAAAGAAAUGUACUAGUUAAAGAGUUACAUGUGUGUGUAUGAUGGAUAUCAUUUUUUUAAAUAAAUGGAGAGAAACACUAUGAAA
Magallana angulata is the source of this 3387-nucleotide messenger RNA. RefSeq names its product synembryn-A-like. Gene Ontology annotation, molecular function: G-protein alpha-subunit binding; guanyl-nucleotide exchange factor activity. Gene Ontology annotation, cellular component: cytoplasm. The transcript is spliced from 15 exons. Gene Ontology annotation, biological process: G protein-coupled receptor signaling pathway. The record is from RefSeq and is a predicted model, not a curated record. Lineage: Eukaryota; Metazoa; Mollusca; Bivalvia; Ostreida; Ostreidae. Bases 61 to 1674 code for a protein of 537 amino acids.